CAGCGGCGGGGAGGAAGCGCCAGUCGGCGAGCCCAGCUCCGUAGCGAAAGGCAGGUCUCCAUUUUUGCAUGUGUCACGCAGCCCCGGAGUGGUGGCAGAAAUCUCGGAGAGCGGCCAAGGGCCCGUGGGGACGGCGCCCGCAGGCCGAGGUGCUCCGUGGGCCUGCUGCACGCGGAAGGCAGAGAGGAAAUCGGUUCCGCGCCCGCCCGCCCUGCCUGGAAAUGCAGCUUGGACGCGGCCUUUGAUCACCAAGUAAGGCUGCUCACUGACUGGGAGAAAACUGACCUGCCUUGCUCCUGCUAAAAGCAUCUUCCCCUACAGGUAUCAGCAGGUGGCAAAUUAAGAGAGAAGCCUAUCCAUGUCCUCCCAGAGAGCUGAAGCAGCACAGCUUCUUAACAUGGAACUUGCCAAUAUCCAAGAUGCUGUCACCCAGCUGAACAUUCGCGGCCCGACGCUUGCGUUCCACAACGUUCAUUACUCAGUCAGUGUACCCCCGAUGGUUCCUUUCAAAGGAGGAAAAGAAAAGGAAGUUCUCAGAGAUGUCAGUGGCAUUAUGAAACCUGGAAUGAAUGCCAUCUUGGGGCCAACUGGAAGUGGGAAGACCUCACUCCUUGAUGUCUUAGCAGGAUGGAAGGAUCCCAAAGGGCUUAAAAGUGGACAAAUCUUUAUGGAUGGGAAAUUGGUUGACUCUAAUAUUCACCGGUGUUCAGCCUAUGUAGUCCAGGAGGACAUUCUGACAGGAACACUCAGUGUCCGUGAGAACCUUCAGUUCUCUGCCAACCUGCGUCUACCACAGAGUAAACACAGCAGUGCAGAGAAGGCAGCCAAGGUUGAUGCUGUGAUACAGGAGCUGGGCCUGCAGGACUGUGCAGACACCAAGAUUGGGACUGAAUUCCUGCGUGGUGUUUCAGGGGGCGAGAAGAAACGGUGCAGCAUCGGCAUGGAACUGAUCACUUCGCCUUCCCUGAUCUUUCUGGAUGAGCCAACCACAGGAUUGGAUGCUAACACCGCUAAUGCCAUCAUGCAGCUGCUGCACCAACUCUCCAGGAAGGGAAGAACUGUGAUCUUCUCAAUUCAUCAGCCACGCUACUCCAUCUUCAGGUUGCUUGACCAUCUAACCUUGAUGAACAAGGGGGAAAUCAUCUUCGCUGGACCAGCAAGAGAAGCUACAGCCUAUUUCAACAGCAUUGGAUAUCAAUGCGAGCAAUUUAACAAUCCCUUGGACUUCUUUCUGGAUGUUAUCAGUGGAGAAGUUAUCCAGUCCCAAACUAAGGAAGACUUUGGCAGCAAAAGCAGUUUCUCCAGCAGCUCUUCUCUUGACAAGAGCCCCCUGUCCAGAUAUUAUCUCCAGUCCUCCUUCUAUCAAGAGCUGCAAGAGGAGCUGAAAAGCCUGCGGUCAUCUGAGAACCAUCCCUAUGAAGUCACCUUGUCCAAAGCCACUUACGUUACCUCAUUCAUCCACCAGCUCUAUGUUGUGAGCUGCCGUAAUGUGAAGCAACUCCUGAGGAAUCCCCAGACCUCCUUCGGUCAGAUUCUUUUGGGCGCCAUCUUUUCUGUGUUGGUUGGGCUCAUUUACUACCAAAUACCUGACACAAUGCCUGAAGCCUUACAGAACAGGUUAGGAGCUUUCUUUUUCACAGUCCUUACUCAGAUCUUUGGGAAUCUGUCUGCCGUGGAGCUCUUCAUCUAUGACCGAAAACUCUUCAUCCACGAGAGCGCCAGGAAUUACUAUAGGACCUCUGCUUACUUUCUGGCAAAAGUGUUUGCUGAUCUUCUUCCCAACCGUAUCUUUCCUGUGCUGCUGUUCUCUUCCAUCUCCUAUUUCAUGAUGGGUCUCAAACCAGAUGCAAUAGCUUUCUUCCUAUAUGUUUUGUCUCUGAGCCUCACCAACCUUGCAGCCGUCAGCCUGGCUUUCUUAGUGAGCGCCAGUGUCAACUCCUUUGCUGUGGCCAACCUCUUGAUUGCCCUUCCCUACGUCUUCAUGAUGGUUUUUGGUGGAUUCCUUGUAAACCUUAAUUCCAUGUUGAACUGGCUGUCCUGGAUCAAGUGGAUCAGUAUCUAUAGAUACGGCAUGAAUGCAUUAACCAUCAAUGAACUUACAGGGCUAACCUUCCACCUAAAUUCUACCAGGAUCCUGGGAGAGAUGUACAUGGAGCAGCAAGAGAUUGACUAUAGCACUUGGGGCUUCUGGGAGAAUCAUCUGGCCCUUCUCUGCUUGACGAGUGUGUUUCUUUUUUUUGCAUACAUCCAGCUCCUAAGAGUAAACCGUUGGAAAUAGGCCACCAUCUUAAUGAGUUGUUAAGGCAGCAGCUAGACCAUCUCCUCUUGGAGUUGCCCUCUCUACCUUCUUAGAAAGUUGAGGCGGCGGUCCUAAAUAUGAUUACUAGGAAGAAUACUCCAUUGGACACAGUGGGAUUUAUUUCAUAGUGAACGUGCAUUAGUUUGCUCUCUGAGAAUUCCCCCCUCCAAAUGGUGAUGGUCUGCCAAAUUAAUGUUUUGUACAUUAAUCAAGUGGAAAGCCAAAAACAGGUGCAAUCCUACUACUGUAGGAAAUCUAAAAAAAACAGGUUUACAUCCAAGGCUUGAAUGUCUUUAAAAAUAAAAUGUUUAAGCCAGCUUGCCCAGCCUGAUGUGGUCUCCAAGCAUCCCUCAGGACCCAUGCUGGUGGGGGAUGCUGGUACUUGCAGUCCAACACAUUCUGAAGGCACAUCAAGUCAAGGAAUGCUGGUUUAAAUAGGUGCUUUGCUGGCUGACCUUGGUCUGUUCUAUCCAUACAUGGUAACUAGAAUACAAGGAGGGAUGUAGUUUCUUACAUGCUGUACCUCUCUACCGACCUAUCCUGCUGCACCAGUGCACCUUUCCUCUGCUCUUUUCACUAGCAGAGGCCGUCCCUUCCUCCAGCUCUUUGUCUUUUGUUCAUUAGCGUGUUUAUGGCCGCUCAAGGCUGGUUUUCACAAACCUGCCUUACUUGAUGACGGAACCAUCAAGUGCUUAUAUAUGCAGAAAGGCCAUCACGUGUGUAAGAUUGUAGGCAGGAUUUUCUUGUCUCCUAUCACCUCCAAAAUCAGUGUCCUACAUGAACGACAUCAGAUGUGUGUUGAUGCUAAUGCAGCCUCUAACUAUUGGAUGGAUUUGCUUUUGCAGUUCUUCUAAGUAGGCAUGGGACAAGUUGGCCAAGCUACGAAUGCAUCCUGAAAAAAUUCUCAUACACUGGAUUGGACCCAGGAUUUACUUUCCAUGGACUCUGGUCAUGGAAAACGUCUUUGCCCGAUUGGUGAGGGGUCCCCAUUCAGCAGGGCUCCGCUGUCCCUUUGCUUAGGCUCUUCAGGGGCUGGAGGGCAGCCGGGAGAAUGACUGCACAGGCCAAACUGUUCAUCAGCCCAGCUGCAUGUGCUUAAAGCUGGAUUCAAACCUAGUUUGAAUUGUGUGCUACUGUGUACUAGCUUAUGCUCGGGAUCUUUUGGAUGCAUGCUUUGGAAAGGCUUGGCAAGCACCAGGAUAUGCUAGUUUCAGGCCUUCCUGGAGGACUGCCACCGAGUUCUAUUUUGUCACCCAUGUUCUAUAAUAUCUGCAGGAAAUCACUGGAAAAAACCUCCAGGUGGUUGGGUUCAGGUAUCAUCAAUCUGCAUAUGACACUCAAGACCUGUCUCCCCAGCUGGGGACAUUCAGGUGACCAGGAGAGCCUUUUGGCACCUUAGGUGGGCAUGCCAAUGACUACCCUAACUAGACUGGGCCAACUUUGCUCGUUAUUGGUGCUGUAGUGAAAUCUAGGCUACACCAGAUCAUAUGAAGGGCUGCUUUUAAAGACAGUUCAGAAACCUUACCUGAUACAAAACACAGCUGCUCAAAUACCGAGAGGGGCUGGGCAGUCAGAUCAUGUGACACUUUUAUUCUUCCAUAUUCACUGGUUUCCAGCAUAUUUCUGGGACCAAUUUAAAGUGCUGGUAUUGGUUGGUCUUUAAAGUCCUAAUUGGUCUGGGUUCAGGUUACUUGAAGGAGGGACCUUCAGAGCACAUGCUGUGCUUGCAGGUUCAAUCCACAGUAUUUCCAAGUAGGACUGGAAAAACAUAGGCCUGCAACCCUGGAGAGCUACUGCCAGUCAGUGUCAACAGUACUGGGCUAGAUGGACCAAUUGUUUGACUCAAUAUAAAGCAGCUUCCUACAUUGCUAGACCUGCCCGCACCCUGAGAUCACCUCCAAGCCCCUAACUCAGUGCCUACCAGUAAGACCAAUUAGGCUGGCAGGUAGAAGGGGUAGUGCCUUCUCAGUAGUGUCCCCUCCCCACCCUAUGGAACUCUGUUCCAACUGGUGUCUACCUGCCCCCAUCAAUAGAGGCCUUAAAAUGAGCCCUAAAGAUUCACCUGUUUACCUAGGCCUAUCAGGGUCAAUAGUUAUAUGGUGCUAUCCACUUAUAUCUGUUAAUAUUAAUCUCCUUGCUCCAUAUUUGUGAUUGUAAGUUUUGUUGUAUACUAUCUUGGAAGGGUGUCUGCUAAAUUAUAGCUUAUAAAUCUUAAAUAAAUGCGUAAAACAAC
Varanus komodoensis (Komodo dragon) is the source of this 4532-nucleotide messenger RNA. Its product is annotated as broad substrate specificity ATP-binding cassette transporter ABCG2-like. Gene Ontology annotation, molecular function: ATP binding; ATP hydrolysis activity; ABC-type transporter activity. The coding region runs from base 359 to 2278 and encodes 639 amino acids. Gene Ontology annotation, cellular component: plasma membrane. The transcript has 17 exons. Lineage: Eukaryota; Metazoa; Chordata; Lepidosauria; Squamata; Varanidae. The record is from RefSeq and is a predicted model, not a curated record.